Messenger RNA from Aegilops tauschii subsp. strangulata, 933 nucleotides. Lineage: Eukaryota; Viridiplantae; Streptophyta; Magnoliopsida; Poales; Poaceae. The record is from RefSeq and is a predicted model, not a curated record.
CUACCUCCCCCUAUAGAGAACCCGGUGCCAGCACACAUCCACAGGACGACAAGGAAGGGCAUGAACAGGACAACUGCUGACUGGCUAGUUAGACUAGAGCCGUAUGUUAUAGAAUGGGAGACAGCAAACACAAAUCUAUGGCACGAGAAUCACAAUUUCGAUCUCGAUGAAUUCAAUCUCUAUUUGCGGCGCUACAUGACUGGAACACGGUUACGCAUUGUUGAGUACUCCCACCCAGAGGAGAUACCGGAUCCUACUCCGUCGGAUAUGUACCCGAGCUAUGAUACUUCCGGCUCUAGGCAGUACGCGGCUACCUUGACACGCGAACUCUACGACGACGUGACCACCUUUGGACGAUCACUAUCGUCUGGACCUCUUCUUCAUCAUCGUCCAGUGGUACAGCCCUUCUUGGAAAGAAUUCAGAAUAAGAUACGGACUGUGUACGAGGCUAUCACGUGCACCCGGAGAACCGAUGUUGUUCAGCACCAGCAGGAGCAGCCGCGUCACUCCAUGCACCGACAUCAACCACGUCCACGUCUAGCACAGCAGCCGACAACCAGGCCACCCCAUCCUGACCAACCUGGCAGUUCUACAUGGCACCCGCAGCACUAUGGUCCCACGUCGAGCUUCAUGGCUGAGGGUACUCAGUGGGUGCUUAGCCCUAUUGUUCAUGUCCAAGGCUUUUCUCCAAGUGUUGUGCAAGUUAAUGAAGUGGACCUCACUUUUGAUUGGUUGAAGACUAAAUUCAUGUUGAAGCAAGGGUUGAAGGAAGACGAUUUUGUGUACUACGUCAGCAGGAAGCAGUCAGAUGGCCCUGGGGAAAGAAAAUUGAUUGACAUAACUGAUGAUGGCAAGAUUCAAGAAAUGCUGAGCGAAUGGGAAUGGAAAAGGGUUGUUGAGUUGCAUUGCUACAGGAAACCGAGUUAUAUGUGA